Messenger RNA from Gaeumannomyces tritici R3-111a-1, 1089 nucleotides. RefSeq lists its product as hypothetical. The transcript is spliced from 2 exons. NCBI's taxonomy places the organism in Eukaryota, Fungi, Ascomycota, Sordariomycetes, Magnaporthales, Magnaporthaceae. The coding region runs from base 1 to 618 and encodes 205 amino acids. The record is from RefSeq and is a predicted model, not a curated record.
AUGCGCGGCCUAGUAUCGUCGCCCAAGUGCAGGGAGAGCCAGCCCAAACAUGCGGCCACCACAGGCCACCACAGGGAUGCCGCCGUGCCUGGUGGGCGGGCUGUGUGGCCGCGAGAUGUGGCCAGCACCAUGGGCGCCACACACACCAGGCAGCCCCCUUGGUGUGCUCGGCUUGCCGGACGGCUUGGGUUGCCCGGGACCAUUUGCUCCGCGGCACCGCCGAAAUCCAACCAGGGCUUUGGCCUGCCUCUCUCACCUUGUCAUGCCAUCCCAAAACAGCUUCCUCUCUGGAACGCCCUUCCCCUUUGGGACGGGUGUGACGGCCAGUUCUCGCGGCCCGGCAAAGCCACCGGCCUCGAGGUGACGGCUGCCAAUCACCAUCACAAGGCGAGCUGGCCUUGUGACCCUGGGAAGGCUGCUGCCGGCCGUCAUCACCACCAUCGCCUCCGUCAUCAGGCGUUUUCGUCGCAUACCCGAAACGGGCUGCUUGGCUGGCCAGGACUAGGACUAGGAUCAGGACCAGAGGACCACCACCACCGGGCACCUCGGAAGGGCGGGGCUGAGAGUGGAUGGGGUGGAAGGGCCUGCGUCCGAGGCGGCCGGAAACAUGCCAUCUGAAUUUUUUGCUCGGGCUUCGCUCCGGAACCUGCGGCCCCCUCGGCAGAUGCCGGGAUGCGGAUGCAUCGAGUGAUGCCUGACUUCCGACCGCCAGCUCGUCCGGGCCCGACAGCCUCGGAGGCGGUGGAGGAAGAUACCUCCCUGGCACGGAACUAGGUGGAGGAGGUACCUCGGUCCUGCGAACUCCUCGUGGUGACUCAUACUUGGACUCCUCCUAUCGCCGGGAACACUUGUCAGGGGUCUUGGCCACGCAGUACGAUGGGCCGACCUUCCAGAAGAUUACCAACGAACUUCGGGUAUCUACGCAGUAUCGAAGCUGCAGUGGUGGGCGGACAAGACUCCAUUCCUGUCUCAGGGCCCAUAUUCUGUCUGUCACAUCUCACCUCGUCUGCAUACACUUCCCUGCGAUCUAGCCAUGCCACUCUAUCUUGCAGCAGCAUACCUCUUGCAUGAGGCUUGGGCACAAAAAAA